This is a messenger RNA of Achroia grisella, 726 nucleotides long. Its product is annotated as histidine-rich glycoprotein-like. The transcript has a single exon. NCBI's taxonomy places the organism in Eukaryota, Metazoa, Arthropoda, Insecta, Lepidoptera, Pyralidae. The record is from RefSeq and is a predicted model, not a curated record. The coding region runs from base 1 to 726 and encodes 241 amino acids.
AUGAGAAGUCUGAUUGUAUUCUCUUUUGUAACCCUGGCAACUGUGUGUGCUAUGGGUAUCGGAAAAUGGGACUCCGACCUGGAAACAGCAGCGUCUCACCACGGCAACGGCUGGGGUAAAGGACAUGGACAUCAUCAUCAUGGUGAUCAUCAUGGUGAUCAUAAAGGAGGAUACCAUAAAGGACAUAGAGGCCAUCACGGUGAACACCACGGCCAUCACGAUCAACAUGAUCAUGGAGGUUAUAAAGGACACCAUGAAGGCCACGGCGGUCAUGAGAAGCAUCAUCAUCACGGUGAUGGGUAUCAUCAUCAUCAUCAUCACGGUGAGAAAGGUGAUCACGGACACGGACACAAGGAGGACGGUCAUUGGGAGAAAGGAGAUGACACGAAGGGUCAUCACGAAGUUGAUAAGCUUAACGAGUUCAAAAAGGAGACACACUUCCACGAAAGCCAUGGUGAUAAGGGCCAUCAUGAGCAUAAAGGGGGUCACCAUCAUGAAGGGGGUCAUAAGAAAGGGGGUCAUCAUAAUCAUGGACACAAGCACGGUGGACACCACGAACAUCAUCACGGUAAAGGGGAACAUCAUGAAGAUGGCGGUCAUCAACAUGGCCAUAAGGGUCAUCAUGAGGAAGAUGGUCAUCACAAGCAUUGGCAUCAUGACCAUGGUCAUGGAGAGAAGGGUGGGCACGGGGACCAUAAGCACUGGGGUUUUAAGAAGGGACAUUAA